Molecule: messenger RNA, 1248 nt
Organism: Penicillium macrosclerotiorum
Lineage: Eukaryota; Fungi; Ascomycota; Eurotiomycetes; Eurotiales; Aspergillaceae
Exons: 6
Coding region: 1-1248 (415 amino acids)
Molecular function (GO): monooxygenase activity; FAD binding
Source: RefSeq, a predicted model, not a curated record
AUGCCUUCACGUACCGACUCGCCGCUUCAAGCCGCCAUUAUCGGUGCCGGUCUCGGUGGCUUAGCAGCUGCAGUUGCCUUGCGCCGCCAGGGCCAUGCUGUCACGGUUUAUGAAAGAUACGAUUUUGCCGGCGAGGUGGGCGCCUCGCUCAGUGCUGCCUCGAAUGGGUCGCGCUUCCUAGAGGAAUGGGGCGUGGAUGUCAAAGCUGCAAAACCGGUGAUUCUAAAGCAGUUGAUUAUGCACAACUGGUCCAACGGAGAAGUCCAAAGCACGUAUCCACUAGGAGACUACAAAUCCAAAUUUGGCACAGACUACAACAACUUCCAUCGGAUUGAUAUCCACAGAGAGCUUCUCAAAUCAGCCUUUGAGGUGCCCGGCGAAGGCUCUCCUUGCGAGCUAAAGGUGAACCAUAAAUGUGUCGAGGUAAAUCCAGAUGAAGGAACUCUUCGCUUCGAGAAUGGAGAGACUUCAACUGCAGAUAUUAUCGUUGCGGCGGAUGGAAUACGAUCUCUGGCAAGAGGCAUGAUUGGAAUCACCCCCGAUUUUGAGAUGUCGACCUCUUGCUGCUAUCGGUGCAUCAUUGGGGCCGACAAGCUUCGGUCCCUAGGGCUAGAGGAUUAUAUCUCGAACGAAGCAAUUGAAUAUUGGGGUGGGUUUGGGAUUAACAAGAUUGUCAUGUCGCCAUGCAGCAAUGGCGAGGUUGUGAGUUGUUACUGCUUCUACCCAGCGUCUGUCAACAACCUACGCGAAGACGGUUGGAAUAUCAGUGCCUCGCCGCAGCAAUUAGUCGACACAUUUCCAGACCUCGACCCAAGAAUGAAAACUUUGAUGCUCAACGCUGAGGAUAUCAAGAUGUGGCGGUUAUACAGACACCAACCAUACCCAUACUGGGUUAAAGGGAAGGUCUGUCUCUUGGGUGACGCCGCUCAUCCAAUGAUGCCUGAUCAAUCUCAGGGAUCUUGCAUGGCCUUUGAAGACGCUGGUGCUUUGGGACUUGUUUUCAAUAAAAAUUUCCGCGAGGAUUAUAACGUGGCAGAAGGGCUGGCGCUCUAUGAAAAGCUUCGUAAGGAACGAGCAACUCGCGUCCAGGAGGCAAGUUUCCGUGCCCGCGAGAAUCUGAGCGAGCGAAUUGGUUGGAGCUCUUCCACCGACCGACCGGGGAAGUUGACUAUUGAGGAGGUUUGUGGAUAUAAUAUGAGGGAUCAUUUAGAAAGUUUGCUGGCAGAGGGGAGAAAGAAAGAAUUGUAA